Molecule: messenger RNA, 2713 nt
Organism: Maniola jurtina (meadow brown)
Lineage: Eukaryota; Metazoa; Arthropoda; Insecta; Lepidoptera; Nymphalidae
Product: facilitated trehalose transporter Tret1-like
Exons: 5
Coding region: 287-2656 (789 amino acids)
Biological process (GO): transmembrane transport; carbohydrate transport
Cellular component (GO): membrane
Molecular function (GO): sugar transmembrane transporter activity
Source: RefSeq, a predicted model, not a curated record
GCCGCCAGACGGUCGCGAGGGGGGUGAUUACGCCUAAAACAAAAAUUAAAUAAAUAUAUCCACAUUUAUUUUCACACCCCUGAUUAUUAUUUUCAAAAAAAAAAAACAAUCUUACCAAAAAAAAGUUCUGUUAAAAAAUUCGCAAUUACUCUGUGGUUUCAUGUUUUUAAUACACCCUACAAAAAUCCCGAAUUUUCAAAAUUUUUUUUCGAUAUAAAUUGGUAGUGUAAAAAACAAAAAUGUGUUUUUGAAUGGUGAAAUCAUAGUCAAUUUGUGGUUGCCUUGGAUGAGUGAGGAACGUGUAAGUCAGAAAGCUAAUAAAAGGAUGGCCGGAUCACGCGAGAGGCUGCUCUACGAUCGACAUUUAGACUUUGAUUACGAAUACGAACGGAGGCGACGACACGAGAUAAGUAGAUUCGAAGCGCAGCGUGCCGAGCCAAACUGCAUUCGAACAGAACGCUUCGAAAUAGAACGACCGAAGCGCAAAAAUGGUUACGUGUUCGAAGACAUCUAUUCGGAUUUCGACGAGGCUCAAGGGCGACUGUCGUUGUUUAGACCGAUCAGACCAGAGUAUUUAAACUUACAGACGAGCUACGUAACCAAGUACAAUUCCUUGCCUAGGAACCAUUACUACGAUAACGAUCGUCGUCGGUACAAAAAAGACUACUACGACUUCAGAAUCGAAGCAGAGAGACGGAGGCCGCGGCAAUCUUAUGAAUACAAACAAAAAGAACGAACUGAUACAAAACGAAACGAAAUUAGGUUAACUGAUCGAAACGAACGACGACCUAUUUCUAGUAAUUCUAGAAUUACCUAUCCCACUCAGAAGCCUAAGAAUGUGGCUGUGUGUAAACCUCUCCGUUUGUCGGAGAAGAAUGUUAAAUAUUGGACCACCGAUCCGCCUGAGAAACAUCAAGAGAACCACGCGAACCAAACGAACCAAGCAAAGAAACCAAAGAAAGACGAAGCGAAAAAGAUAGUUAAAUUCUCGGAAGUGUCUGGUUGCCGCAAAAUGGUUAUCGAUGAUCCAAUUUGCGGACGCAAAGUGGUUGCGGUGAGAGAGUUGGAGGUUUCGCUGGACCAAAUGAUCCAGAACGGGUAUUUCGAGAAGCACAACAUACCGAUAAGUCUGCCGGAGAAACGGGAAGAGAUAAAGGCGAGCGUGCCGAACGGGAAGUGUUUAUCGGGAACGGGGGGUGAGACGCCGGCGCCGCGGAAAUCUAGACAUUUACCGCAGGUGAUAGCAGCGCUUGCAGUGUCCCUAGCCCCCUUCUCAGCGGGGCUCGGCAAGGGGUACAGCUCGCCAGCCAUAGCUUCCCUGCAGGGGCCUGGCAACGCGACGCGAAGGGACUUCCAGCUGACCGACCAACAGGCUUCGUGGCUUGCUUCCUUAUCUUUUCUUGGUGCUCUCUUCGGAGGAAUGGCGGGUGGUGCUGCUAUGAGGCACGGAAGACGUCGGGUGCUGUCCCUCGCCGCGGCGCCGUGUAGUCUAUCCUGGCUGCUGACAGUACUGGCCACGUCAGUCAGGAUGAUGUGCAUUACUGCCUUCCUGGGAGGAUUCUGCUGCUCCAUCCUCACCAUGCUGUCUCAGGUUUACAUCAGCGAAAUCUCAGUGCCGGACAUCAGAGGCUGCCUGAGCGCCGUGUUGAAGAUCGUGGGUCACCUCGGCGUCCUGUUCAGCUUCACCAUCGGCGCCUACCUCGAUUGGCAGCAACUAGCGCUCUGCAUAUCCGCCGCUCCUCUCCUCCUCUUCUGCACAGUCCUCUACAUACCAGAAACACCGAGCUAUCUCGUGCUUAUAGGGAAAGACGAAGAGGCCUACAAAAGCCUCCUCUGGCUCCGUGGACCAAACUCCGACGUUGCUCAAGAACUCGCUACGAUAAGAACCAAUGUUUUAGCAAGCAAGAACUUUAGUCAACGACAGAGCCAAAUGUCUAGCAGUCAACUAAUAAACUCUUUUGAUGUGAGAACUGCUAAUCGCCUUCUCGGUCCAAUUCUAGUGACUUGUGGUUUGAUGAUGUUUCAGCGAUUUUCUGGUGCUCACGCGUUUUCCUUCUACGCUGUGCCAAUAUUUAGGAAAACUUUCGGUGGAAUGAAUCCUCACGGAGCAGCUAUAGCUGUUUCGUUUGUCCAAUUGCUUGCAUCCUGUUUGUCGGGCUUGCUGAUUGAUACGGUUGGUCGUCUUCCAUUGCUCAUUGUGAGCUCGGUACUCAUGUCGAUGGCGUUAGCUGGAUUUGGAAGCUACGCAUACUACGAGGAAGUGCAUAGAAACCAGAGGAUACAGAAUGUCAUGUUCCAUCAAACGGUCGGACAGAAUGACUGGAUUCCUUUACUCUGUGUCCUGGUUUUCACGAUUGCGUUUUCUUUAGGUAUGAGUCCGAUUUCGUGGCUACUUAUUGGGGAAUUGUUUCCUUUGGAAUACAGGGCGUUUGGGAGUGCGAUGGCAACUGCCUUCAGUUACCUCUGCGCGUUUGUGGGUGUUAAAACGUUUGUGGAUUUUCAGCAAGCGUUAGGGUUGCAUGGAGCAUUUUGGUUGUACGCUUCUAUAAGUGUAGGGGGAUUGUGUUUUGUCGUGUGUUGUGUCCCGGAGACGAAAGGAAGGGAUUUAGAUGAAAUGGACCCAAACUACGUUCAAAGUCUGUCGCCCAAGAGGUAAGUCAGUUUAGAUGGACGUUGUAUGUACUUGGAAAUUUUCCAUACCUUUAAAAAAUAA